AUGUCGGCCGAGCCACCCGGUUUCAUCCAUGUUGUCGACCCCAGCUACUUUGACCCCGACCCGAUGGAGCCAUUCCGCCUCCUCGACCUUCCAAGGGAGCUCCGCGAUGUGAUUUACGAGCACAUGGUCGUAUGCGGCACCGUCUACAUCAUCCCCGGCGACUGCUGGAAGCCUGAGCAAGAGAAACGGAACGGGCACCCGCGCGCCUGGCAACUCCAUACGAGGCAGGUACGCAGGACGACUUACCUGAGAAGCACCCACGCACCUGGCGGCUACUAUAGCUAUCACGACCCACACUACACAGACGUUGAGCGCGUCAAUGUCAGCGUUUUCCUGGUCAAUAGGCAGGUCUACCAAGAGGCAUCCGCCAUUUACUACAAGAAGAAUACCUUUUACUUCGGCAACGCAGGCCCCUGUGACGAGAUACUUUCUGUGCCUGCCUGCUACGCCUUCCUCGUGGAACGCACGCCACACACAUUGCGCAACCUCAAAGCCAUCACCCUCAUGAUCGACUCUCAGGGCGUCAACGCCCCCAUGGGCAGCUGGUUGGAUGGCGAAUACAUGUUCGACCUCAUCGAUUUCAUCAACAAGAACCUGGCUCUCGAAACCUUCGGCCUGGACCUUUGUGGCUGGCCGCCGGACGUCCGCCUCUCGACCUGGAACUGGAACGUGCCGCAUCCCCGCUCCUGGAUUCGCUACCAUCGCAUGAGCUGGGUAGGCGCACUCUUACAGCUGAACAGAGUCGAGAAGCUUUUCAUCGAUAUAGUCGCAUCUGAUGGCACUCCGGAACGUCUGGCCGCCUUCUUGUGCUUACUCCGCUACCACCUGCUGGAGAACGGUGAGCUCCUGGGCACUCGCAACAUCAAAUUUUACGCUCGUCACUUUGGCGAGUACUGCAGCCGCAAGAACAGCGCCAGCGGAGACGCCGAGAUCUACUACAAGCGGAAGAGGGAGGGCCGCAGGCUCCAGCUUUUGUCGCACGACGACGCGAAUGGCCGGUCCUUUGUUCAGCCCGCUACACGCGCGUCUCCGCUGUGUGAGGGCGCCGUUGCGAAGCGCGUCGCCGACGGUCUGGGGCUCGAUGAAGCGAGGGAGCAAGUGCAGGAGGAAGCAGAAAACAACAGGUACACGUCCAUCUACCGAUUCCCAGGCGAUGAAGACUCGGACAUCUCGGACUACGACGCGAGCGAUGACGGCGACAACGAUAGCUUGAACAGCUUGGAGCUGGAUGAAGAUGAUAUGGACUUCGUCAUGGAUGAAGAUUACAUCGAGACUUUCCGUGAUCUUGAUGAUCGGAGGCAGGAAGAAAACGAGAGGCGUUACCUGGCUGGUGCGCAGGCUUAUCCGGACACCGAGGGGUUGGAGUAG
Messenger RNA from Lasiodiplodia theobromae, 1368 nucleotides. RefSeq lists its product as uncharacterized. The coding region runs from base 1 to 1368 and encodes 455 amino acids. NCBI's taxonomy places the organism in Eukaryota, Fungi, Ascomycota, Dothideomycetes, Botryosphaeriales, Botryosphaeriaceae. The transcript has a single exon. The record is from RefSeq and is a predicted model, not a curated record.